AUGUUUGCAGCAACCGUCAGACGACUGGCGCAGUCGAGCAAAGAGUCCCUUCCGAAACAAGUUCCAUUUACCGUCUUCAACAAUCCCUACCAGGCGCGCAAAGUGUGGCCACCGAAUUUCAAGGACCUGAAUCAUGGACAGCAGCUGCGGUUUGAAAAGAAAUACAAGCGCAGAAUAGAUCUAGCAAGCAGAUCGCCGCGAUGGGAAAAGGGCGUCAAGUUUGCGCAGCUCGCCACAAUUGCAGCUGCUCUCGUAUGGCUAUUCUUUUAUUCCGAAUUUGAAUGGUGGGGGAAGCAAUACAAACCAUCCGAAGAGAUGCGCCGUCAUGCGCGAAACCUAUUCGGAGUCAUCGACCCUGAGAAACGCUACGAACGACGACCAGACGCACCAGAGUCAACCCCGGCGUCGCAACCCGAAUCUAAAACAAAAUAA
Molecule: messenger RNA, 432 nt
Organism: Pochonia chlamydosporia 170
Lineage: Eukaryota; Fungi; Ascomycota; Sordariomycetes; Hypocreales; Clavicipitaceae
Exons: 3
Coding region: 1-432 (143 amino acids)
Source: RefSeq, a predicted model, not a curated record